Acipenser ruthenus (sterlet) is the source of this 6490-nucleotide messenger RNA. Its product is annotated as mannosyl-oligosaccharide glucosidase-like. The record is from RefSeq and is a predicted model, not a curated record. Bases 192 to 2768 code for a protein of 858 amino acids. Gene Ontology annotation, cellular component: endoplasmic reticulum membrane. The transcript has 5 exons. Gene Ontology annotation, biological process: oligosaccharide metabolic process; protein N-linked glycosylation. Lineage: Eukaryota; Metazoa; Chordata; Actinopteri; Acipenseriformes; Acipenseridae. Gene Ontology annotation, molecular function: Glc3Man9GlcNAc2 oligosaccharide glucosidase activity.
ACCUCUGAACGUAUUCCUGUGAAUCUGACCAGACAGAAACAUUCUGCUUCCCCGGCGUAUGUGGCCGUGACGUAUUUUGCUUGCGCGGGUUGUGGGUGCUCCACGUCUGUGUGAGCGAUCCGAGCAGGAAGUGAAGAGCAUGAUGAUGAGCACACGUAGCUGGAUAUAGAGGUUUUAAGUUAAAGGGAAGGAUGGGCAGGCAAAGGCAUGGCAAGAGAGUGAUCUCCAAUAGCAGUAAAGAUGGAAGCGAUUCCGUUCCUCAUGGCAAGGAGGAUAAGAAAAAAGACAUUGCGAACUCCAUCCUUCACCGCAAAGAGAAGAAGAAGAAGCUGGACAUUGCAAAGCUCUUCAUCAACAUUUCCAUCGGCCUCUGCAUAUUUAGUUUAAUCUGGUUCUUCUAUGCCAUUUACAUGCGCUCCUAUAUGGCCAGAAGGAUCAUUACCCCUCAUUCCUCCCCGAAAAUCUUGGAUCCUAACAGCACCAGUCCGGCUGUGUCUCCUCAUCUCUUCUGGGGCUCCUACAGACCUCAAGUGUAUUUCGGGAUGAAAACGCGGAGUCCCAAAUCGGUUGUGACAGGUUUGAUGUGGAUGCGUCAGUUUGGAGGGAUGGAUGUGAACCUGCGACACACCUGCGAACAAGGAGACCAGCUGCAAAGCUACGGCUGGCUGAUGCACGACGGGAUGGACUUCGGGAUCCAGGAGGUCAGGGACACUGAUUUCACUUUAACCACAGAGUUUGUGAAGAGACAAGGAGGGGAGCAUGGAGGAGACUGGACCUGGAGGAUCACAGCCAAACAGCAGAGCCCCGCAUCCCAGGCCCCAGUGAUCUCGCUGAUGUUCUACGUGGCUACAGACAGCCAGGGGUCCCUGCAGGCACACAUCGAAGAGAGGAACCGCCUGGGUUCAGUGACAGGAUCCUCCGAGGAACUGGGCCAGUUCAAACUCACCUUCCGCAAACCUUCAGCUGGGGAGAGCUCGACUGCAAAGUAUGCCAGCUAUAACCACCUUAAGACUGUCAGUCCAGGCUUGGAGAAAUUAACAGAUAUAGUCAAAAACAGCCUGAGUGGCAGGUUCAUGUACAACCCCCCCUCUGGUGAAAAGCGGCACUACAUUGCAGUGGACACAUACAAGCCCCCACCUCCGCAGCAGCAGCAGCAGCAGCGUGGGGAGAGCAGGAAGGAGAGUGACUUUGUGGUUCACCAGGUGACUGUGCAGGCCCCCUUCCAAAUCGAGGUGCUCUUCGAGUCUGCCAGCUUCAGGGACAGGCCCAAUCAGCUGGCCGCAGAGGUCUUAACGGAGGAGCUGGAGAAACGGAAAUCAGCUUUUGACGCAAAGUUUGAAGAAACCUUCGGCCUCCACAGGAAAGGGUACACGCCGGCUCAGAUUAAGUUCAGCAAAGCCGCGCUGAGCAACAUGCUGGGUGGGAUGGGCUACUUCUACGGGCAGUCUGCUGUUCAGUCCAAAUACAACGAGUAUCCACUGGCUUACCCCGAGGGCCCCUUAUUUACUGCCGUCCCGUCCCGUUCCUUCUUCCCCCGGGGCUUCCUCUGGGAUGAGGGCUUCCAUCAGCUCCUCAUCAACAAGUGGGAUCCUCAGAUCACCAGGGAGUCCCUCGCCCACUGGCUGGACAUGAUAAACGUGGAAGGCUGGAUCCCCAGGGAGCAGAUUCUGGACGACGAAGCUCGCAGUAAAGUUCCCGGGGAGUUCAUCGUUCAGAGAAACGAGAACGCUAACCCGCCCACCCUCUUCCUGGCCUUGCAGAAGCUCGUUGUCAGUUUUGUGGCAAAAGGAGGAGAAGAGGCAGAUAAGGACACCAAAGCCUACUUAAAGAGACUCUUCCCCAGGCUCCAGACUUGGUUUGAGUGGUAUAACACCACCCAGGUGGGACCCGUCCCCAACUCCUACCGAUGGAGAGGGCGGGACAAGGACACCAACCUGUUCCUCAACCCUAAGACCCUCACGUCAGGUCUGGACGACUACCCCAGGGCCUCACACCCUUCCCAGGACGAGAGGCACGUGGACCUUCACUGUUGGAUGGCCCUGGCUUCUGGAAUCAUGGCAGAUGUCGCCAAGCUGCUGGGGGAGCCCCAUCAGGACUAUGAAAAGACACACCAGAUUCUGAGUGACAACUCUGUGCUGGAGGAGCUCCACUGGUCCGAGCAGCUCAAGACCUUCGCAGACUACGGGAACCACACUCAGUUGGUGGCCCUCCAGCGGGAGAAGGUCUAUGUCCCUCCCGGCCAGCCAAGGCACCAGUUUCCGACUGCCAGGCUAGUGCGCUCUGUCCGCAAAGCCCCCAAGCUGCAGUAUGUCAACUCAUUGGGCUACGUCAGCCUCUUUCCUUUUCUGCUGCAGAUCCUGCAGCCAGAUUCUCCCAAGCUGGAGCACAUACUCAAGGACAUGCGGGAUGACCAGAAGCUCUGGACCCGGUAUGGACUGCGCUCCCUUUCAAAGUCCGACCCGCUGUUCAUGAAGCGGAACACGGAGCACGAUGCCCCUUAUUGGCGUGGGCCGAUAUGGAUCAACAUUAACUACCUAGCUGUCAGGGCACUGCAUUACUAUGCCAAUACUGAGGGGCCGUAUAAAGAAAAGUCGGCAUCGCUGUAUCAAGAGCUGAGGACUAAUAUCAUCGAGAACGUUUACAGUCAAUACAUGGAGACCGGUUAUAUCUGGGAACAGUACAAUGACAGUACAGGGAAGGGGCAGGGAAGCCAUCCUUUUACCGGCUGGUCUGCUUUGUGUGUGUUAAUGAUGGCAGAGCAGUAUUGAAACAGGCUUUACUGGGAUGUUUUUUUUUUUUCUUUUUUUUUUUUUUUUUUUUAAAUCAACAUUUUCUAUCCAAGAUCCUGUGUCACAAUAUUUCUCUCAAAUGUUUGUCUUCAGUUUCUUCCAUUAUAAUCAUCUGGAAUAUCUCAAUACAGUUUUUUCUUUUUUUUUCAAAAAUGAUUAUUUUUCUUAAGCUCUUUUGUAAAGAAUCUUUAAGAGCUCUUUUUAUCAUGAUGAUUAUCCUAUUGAGCUAAUAAUCACAGUAACAAAACUUAAGGGCUUUUCACAUGACACCACCAAAACCCGGGUUGAGUCGACACGGGGUGGCCCGGGGUGACUCCCCCUGAGUUCAGCCCUGCAUCCAUUCACAUUUGCCGUUCUCUACAAUUCUCGGGUGGAUGUGACCGUUUCACACUGUAUAUUUUCAACCCGUUUCAAACACAGUGGCAGAAGUAAAUAUCUACAUGGCUCCCGACAUGGCUUUAAUUUCUUUUGAUUAUUUUGCGAAGGAGGGCUUGUGUACAACAAGCUUGGAGGAGGCGCUGGCAACGUGUGCUCCAUGCAAGACGUAACCUUUUCAGGUUACUACGACAACAAUCACAAUCCCGGAUGCUACUUCUAAGUUUAUUUUUGUUCCAUUUGCCCAAAGACUGAGCAACUCCCAGACCAUAUCAUCGCUCCAUAACACUCUUGCCAUUUUUUUUAUUUUUUUUUAUUUACAACUGCGCGCGGGUCUGUGAACCUUGCCCCUUGACGUUUGUUUUUGGCUACUGUUAUGCGCGUUUUCAACCCGAGGCGAGCGUAACCCUGUUGCAUUCACGUUGAAUUUUUCAACCUGAGGUGUGCGCUUUGUCCUGGGUUGAAAAUUCUCAACCUUACUUUCUGUCAGGAGUGAGUUCACCCCAGUACAACAGUUUCAUCUCGGGUUGAAACUGGCAACGUGUAAGCGCUUGCUGUUGGCUAGUGUGAAAAGCCCUUUAGUGAACCUGCAUCUUGAAACCUGAAUGCCAUAACAUCUUCUGAAGUUGUUUCGCACUCAUUUUGUAAUGGUGCUUGUGUUUUUUUCCUUUAAUAAAAUGGUGAAAAAUUACAUAAUGGGGUGAAAACUCUUUGACAGAUUGUGGCCUUUAUGUUAUCAUAUAUAUAUAUAUAAAAAAUGAGUCAAUGUCCAUUAAGCUAAAGGGAGAGUGAAUUAUGUGUACGAAGAGGUGCCAGUCUUCUAUGUGGAUAAAGUGUAAGACCAGAGGCUGAGGUUCUUACCCUAGUGAGGGAGUCGAAUAUCUCGAAGUACAUUACAGUACAUUCACCCAGUUCUCUACCUAUAGCUACAGCAUUGUGUGACGAGGGUUUUGGACUUGCCUUUUUAAGGUCCUAGAUUUUAAAUAAAUAUUGAAUGUUCUGCCCUAUGCGUGACAGUCAUUCAGUGACAAGCUUUGCUGUGACUGGAAGCCUUUGUAACGUUAUCUCACAAGAGGCUUGGUGGUCAAGUGGUUAAUGAAAGGGGCUUGUUACCAGGAGGUUCCAGGUUCAAUCCCCAGCUCAGCCACCGACUCGCUGUAUGUGACUCUGAGCAAGUCCCUUAACCUCCUUGUGCUCCGUCCUUCGGAUUAAAUAUAAAACCAAGGUCCUAUUGUAAGUGAUUCUGCAGCAGCAGUUGUUGAUGCAUAGUUCAUCGCCCUAGUCUCUGUAAGUCGCUUUGGAUAAAAGCGUCUGCUAAAUGACUAAAUAAUAAUAACAGGAUUUGCAAUCCCAAUGAAAGCAAAUGACCAAGAGAAUACAUUUUAUGUGCACAUGCUGCAAGUUAAUUGUAAUUCGUUUUAUAGAAAGGAAAGAGGCUGAUGUAUAUAGUUACUUUACACUGAAGAAAAAUGAACAUAUCCCAUUUAGAUUUUUGAAAAUCCUACCACAACGUUAUUUUUAACUCUGAACAUGCCAGGCAGUAUUUGUUGUGUGUGUGUGUGUGCGUGUGCAUGUUUUUUGUUUUUUUUUAAAUUUAGUCGUUGCCAAUUAUUUUUAUUAUUUUUCUCCCAAUUUGGAAUGGCCAAUUAUUUUAUUAUGCUCAGCUCACCGCUACCACCUCUGCGCUGACUCAGGAGGGCGAAGACGAACACACACUGUCCUCCGAAGCGUGUGCCGUCAGCCGACCGCUUUUUUUCACACUGCGGACUCACCAUGCAGCCACCCAAGAGCUACAGCGUUGGAGGACAACGCAGCUCUCGGGCAGCUUACAGGUAAGCCCGCAGGCGCCCGGCCAGACUACAGGAGUCGCUGGUGCGCGGUGAGCCGAGAACACCCUGGCCGACCUAACCCUCCCCCCCAAGGCGAUGCUCGGCCAAUUGAGCGCCGCCCCCUGGGAGCUCCCGUCCUCGGUCGGCAAAGGAAUAGCCUGGACUCGAACUCGUGACGUCCGGACUAUAGGGCGCAUCCUGCACUUUUACUGGAUGUGCCACUCGGGAUCCCGUGUGUGCAUGUUUUUUAAUGUUAGCAUUAAAAUGUGACUAUGAUGACCAGACACGACCCAAAACGUUUACUGUAAUUUGUAUUUUAAUUACCUUGUGGUUAAAGGUUUGUUUUUGCAUAUACGGGUAUUACUGGCCUGUUAUAUUGUCUGAUUUAAUUUUAGUCAGUGAAAUAAGUCCUAUCUGGUCACAUUUCUCCAAUGAUUUUAGACCGCUCUCAGCACCAGAUACUGUUUUGUUUGCUGAGGGCUCUGUACUGUUCUGAAACUGCAGGCACAUCUGGAUCAUUGAUAGUAUUUGUGGUACCAAUAGCAACCCAGGAACUCAGUAAAAUGUACCCAGCACAAUGUGCAUAUUUGUAUAGAUUCAAUUGAGAUGCAUAAUCACUAAUUAAGUUGUCAUACAGUUUAAAAUUAUUGAAGCGUAUCAUCUCUACAUUGCUUAUCUCCAAUAUUGUUCUCUGUUUACAUGUUUCCUUUUCCAUGGCCUAAGAGAAAUGACUGGAUGGAUUUAAUGGCAGUUCUGAGUUGCAGGCCAUGUGCAGAUGGUAGUGUUCUGGCUUGAUUGGUGUCACAAAGACAGACAUGGAUCUUUGUUUUACUGUGUUGGCUUUAUUGGGCAUGAAGCUCGAAUUGCCACUGAGAGCAAGCAAAGUGUGUGGGGAUGUUGCAAAUCCAGUGGCCCACCCAUGUUAAUAAUCUGUCCAUCGAAAUACUGCUCCAGGACAGAGGUUCUCAAACCUUUUUUUAUUGCCGGACCUCGAUUUGCUAAAAGAGCCAAGGCAGGCCGAGGUGCUAUAGCUGUUACCAGGGAGUGACAUCACCAGUAGUCAUUCAACCAGCCCCGCUACACAUGCACUGUCUAGGAAUACCACGCUGUGUAAACAGAAAGAGUAGAUUUGCCUGUUUUACUCGGUAGGCAAGCAGAUGUGUGGUGGGAAUUUUCUUUCCACCCGUAAUAUUUUGCGGACCCCCUGGGCAAUCUCUUCAGAACUCAGUUUGAGAACCACUGCUGUAGGAUAUGUUUAACAGUAAAAACAUUUGAGCUCAGGUAUUUACAUUUUUUUGUAUAUGUGUGUUGUAUUUCGAUUGUUUUAAUUCAAUGUGGAUUAGUGCCGGUAAAGACAUGUGAGACUGAAAAGCUCUGUUCUCCGAGCAGCUAUGGUACUGUCAGUGUGAUUGAAAAACAACCCGUAAUGAGCAGGGCUUGACUUUGUUUUGUAAAAUCUGUAAUUCAAAAAAUUGAAAAUAAAAGAUGUUGAACGAG